Clarias gariepinus (North African catfish) is the source of this 2393-nucleotide messenger RNA. Its product is annotated as zinc finger protein 329-like. The coding region runs from base 282 to 1610 and encodes 442 amino acids. NCBI's taxonomy places the organism in Eukaryota, Metazoa, Chordata, Actinopteri, Siluriformes, Clariidae. The record is from RefSeq and is a predicted model, not a curated record. Gene Ontology annotation, biological process: regulation of transcription by RNA polymerase II. Gene Ontology annotation, molecular function: DNA-binding transcription factor activity; RNA polymerase II cis-regulatory region sequence-specific DNA binding. The transcript has 6 exons.
GGUAUAAAGAAGUAGGCAUUGAACCCGUUGUAGGGCGCUAUAUGAUCAGUAUGGAGUCAUUUGAGAGUGAUUCUAAAGCUUGGUCUCAAUAUCACAUGCUUGUGCACUGAACAGUACGGCACAAGGGCACCUACACUAGUAGACUUUCUAGUCCUGAAGUGUGUGAUUUGGAACGCAACGCAAAAAGCUAACAAGGAACUUUAAUCAGCUAAAAAAAGGGGAUUCAUUAUAUGCUUUUUAAAUAUAAUUCAAGUUAGUGUGUGGUCUGUAAGCUAUUAAAGAUGGUGGACUCCCAUUUCCACGUUCAGCUGACAGCAGUGCUGGACGUGCUGAUGAAGACGGCGGUGUCGGACAUCUGUGCGCUGGCCGAGAGCUGGUUUAAAUCCCUGCACAUGGAAAUAGCGAGAAGCAAAAAGGAGAACGAAGACUUGAGGCAAAAGCUGCAGAGCAUGGAAGAGCAGGAACAGCACCAGGCUGCGGCCAACGGAGAGCUGCAGAGGAACACGACCAAAGAGGAGAAACAGGAGACUGGCAGUGAAGUGAGGGGUGCAGACGGGCAGUGGGGUUCACAGUCUGGCUGCACAGCGUUUGCAGGAACCUCUACAGGAGAUUUAGCUGCCAAUGCACAACUGGGGUCGCCUUCUUCUGAGGAAGACUCUUUGAAAAGAAAUUGUUCAGCAAAAGAAUCUGCGGCACGCAAAAGAGCACACUCGAGAUGGAAUCAUACAUCAGUAGGCACUAAACCAGAAAUGAUGAACAGAUCUGGUAUAGAAAGAUUAGAGCAAAGGAUAGAGGAUGCAAAAAUAUACAGUCAACAUUAUUCACCCAGUGGCGAACUCAAGACUGAGUCUAGGACGUCUCGACCUGCUCUCCAAAGCUUUAAAUGCAGCAGUGAGGAUGGCUCACACCAUGGAAAUGAGAUCGAAGAGAAAGACGACUGCGUGGUGCUGGAUGAUAUAUGCGAACCUGAGAGCCCUCAACUCGUAAGAGAAGAAGAGCAGGAGUUUGACGUCUCCUGCAUAUGGACACCUGACCUAGAGCAGAAUUCCACACAUGGGCUUCGAGAUAAUCAAUCAGACUUUACAAACUCGGACUGCAGAAUGACUUUAAAUCUGAGCAAAGAUUUGAAUUUAGAAUUGCCAGCCAGAAAUGCUCAACAUUUUGAUUAUUCCAAAAGAACCUCGGUUUCUCUAUCGUUUGAGAAAGGGAACACAUUUACUUGUAAUAUCUGUAGGAAGAAUCUUUCAACAAAAAAUUCGCUUGCCUCCCACUACAGAUUGCACACCGGAGAAAAGCCGUUCAUGUGUGCGCAAUGUGGAAAGAGUUUUGCCAAGAAAUUUAACCUAGAUGUCCACUACAACAUCCACACCGGGGCAAAACCCUACACGUGCACACUCUGCCCGAAGUCAUUUGCGGAUCCAAGUGCUUUUAGACGACACGAAUGGAUCCACAAACGCGAAACGCAGCAAAGCUCAUGGAACACUAAAUAUAAAUUCAGCUGUAACACAUGUGGGAAAUGUUUUCUCUCAAAACCGUCUCUUGCUGCACAUUCUCAGUUGCACCAUGCGGAGAAGCGACACAAUGUACAAAAUGUUCUCUUCAAACUCUAAAGAGAGUAAAAAAAAAAUGAGCUAAUGUUUAAAACACAAGAGUUUAUUUGGUAAAAUACUUACAAAAAAACAAACACAAAGUUGAUAGCAAUCUGUGAAAAUUGAGUCGGCCUUGUUUUUUCUUUUCCUUGUGUGUGUGUUUUCUAAAGCUGUAUCCUGAAGUUUUCUUCAUAUAAACAUAUACACAUUUGAAACUAUUGAUGCUUAAAUACUGGACAUGAUUGGACUUUAUUGUACAAAUAAUCAAAGGUGAUUAAUUAUAUAUUUUUCUGAAAUAAAAUAUAAUGUGGGGUUAUGAAAGAGUAUUUUACUUGCAUAAGAUCUUUCUUCCCUAUAAGUACAUUACUCACUUCCAUCCCCUUUCGUCUAUUUGUCACUAUUGACUCACAACUACUUGAACGGUCACCUUCGCCUUAUUUGGAGUUUUUCCACUGUUCCCAUGUAUUUUUUUUUUCAUCAUUUUUUUUUUUUUUUACUGCAAAAAGGGCAGUGACAUGUUCCUGACUCACACCCCAAGUAGCAGAUUUAAAGCCAGAUUUAGAGUGUACAAUCAGCUAAUAUCUAUCACCACAGUGUACAAGUUUGCUUUUUGGAGUAUUUCUUAUCUGGACAUUUUUAGACAUUGUGCAUAUUUUACAGUGUGCUGAGACAAGAAAGUAAUCUUUGUAAACAUAGAGAAGACAUCACUUUGCUGGCUGCAAAACAUAAAUAUAAUUUUUUAACAAAUCCAUUUAUAAAUUUACGCUGCCCAGCUAAAACAAUAAACAAUCACAUAAGAGCCUU